AUGAGCGCGCUCCAUUCAUUGCGCCCAGCUCGAGGAAGAAGCUACUGCGCGCGUGUGGCUCCGCGAUUCUGCACGGUUUCCCGCCGAGCGCCGUCCACGCGUUUAGCGCUUUACAGGAACACUUCGCGGACACACACACACACGAAACACCGCGUUACCUCACCGCAAACAUUUGGACAAUCUAUUAAAUAUGGGAAAACACAACAGCAAGCUUGCUCCAGAGGUUCUGGAUGACCUGACCAAGAGUACAGAGUUCAAUGAGGCGGAGUUGAAGCAGUGGUAUAAAGGCUUCUUGAAGGACUGUCCCUCUGGAAUCCUUAAUCUGGAGGAGUUUCAGCAGCUUUAUGUCAAGUUCUUCCCCUAUGGUGAUGCUUCCAAAUUUGCUCAACAUGCAUUUCGUACCUUUGACAAAAAUGGAGAUGGCACAAUUGACUUCAGGGAGUUCAUCUGUGCCCUGUCCAUCACCUCUCGGGGAAGCUUUGAGCAGAAACUCAACUGGGCCUUCAAUAUGUAUGAUUUGGAUGGAGAUGGCAAGAUUACACGCAUGGAGAUGCUUGAAAUUAUAGAGGCAAUUUAUAAAAUGGUCGGCACAGUGAUUAUGAUGCGAAUGAACGAAGAUGGCUUGACACCUCAGCAGCGUGUGGACAAGAUCUUCAGCAAGAUGGACAAAGACCAUAAUGAUGAGAUCUCACUGGAGGAGUUCAAAGAGGCAGCCAAAAGUGAUCCUUCUAUCGUCCUCUUACUGCAGUGUGACAUGCAGAAGUAAAGGAGAAGAUGAGAGAGGGUGGGAGGGUGUAGGUAUAGAGCAGGAGGUAUGAAGCAGCAUGUACAGACAUUUAGACAGAAGUCGAUUAGUAAGAGUAGAAUUAUAACACUAUGUACAUAUAGUGGAAUGCAGAAUGAGAGAUUAAACAGGUUUGGGGAAAGGUGAGAGAAUAAGUAAUGAAAGCCUGCAUCUUUGGUCAUGCAGUGAACUGCACUGCUUGUCAAACAAUUUUACCAUGUCAUUGUGGCUUUUAGACCCAAUUCUAAAAAUAUAAGAUAUUGAAGAACCUACAUUAUUUAACAAGGCCAUUUUAAUAUGUAGUACUCCUGAUCCUUGGAAUUUUAAUAUACAAUAGAAACCAUGUGAAUUUAUUGAACAAUUCUGCAGCUCUAUGUUCUUAAGGAUUUUGUCUCCUUUAAAUUGUGUCUAAAUGUCGAACAGCCAACUAACUAGUUGAAUAAUAUUUCCUCUUACUAGUGAACGAAAUUUCCACUAACUAGUGAACAAAAUUUUCUUAAUCCUUCCAUAAUUAAAGGACCAUAUUCAGAGUUGAGUUACAAACACAUAAUGAGGAUGUAAUAACAAAAUUGCUCAACUCGGUAACCAAACCUCGACUUGGAUGCUGCUCAUACAGUUGUGUGGGAGUGUGUUUGGCAAUAACAAAAGCACGUUUCAAGUGCAGUUCUGACCUUGAACUUAAGCCAAUUUUCUCGUGCAAUGUCAGCAUGAAUAAGGAGCAGUAUUAAGUCCAGCAUCACUGGCUGACAAUUUGAUGUAGCCAAAAUAUGCCAUACUGAUAUUUCAGUAGUGGGUCUAAUUAUACUCAAAAACACUUAAAUGGCCUUCUGUUCUUUGCAUGAAGGAUAUCAGAGAGGACAGCUCCUUAAUUGGAGACAAUACUCUUAAUUGGGACUCAUGCCAAGGACUGAAUUAUAUAUCAAUAAAAUAUGCCUAAGCAUGGCAGAUAAGUGCUCAGUCAGCUUAUUCUUCAAACUAUGAGCACAUUAUGUUUGUAGGAAAGUGCAUGAAAUUAACAAAACAAACAAUUUUAUUAAUUGAAAUUGAACUGAAAUAGCUAAUUAAAAGCAUUAACUGGUUCAUCCUGCAACAGUGAAUACAGCAUUUUAGUAUUAAUCCAGUGUGUAUAAUAAUAAUGUAAUAAUAAUAAUAAUAAUAAUAAUAAUAGCAUGUACUGGAUCAAGUGCUAUUUUAUAACUGUUGUAUAAUGAUGGUAGGAACCAUAAUGUUAAGGGAAACCAAAUUUGCAGUGAUUAAUGUGAAAAUUACAACUUGGACUUUUCAUGAAGCAAUACAUUGGUAAUAUACUAGACUUCUAUGGUCAUCUUUUCAUUUAUAUAGUAUAAUCACAUUAGACUUUAUUUUUAUUUGCUUAUUUUUUGUAUUUAUUUAUUGUCUCUUGGUUUUAUGUUACAUCGUAUUGCAGCUAAAAGCAAACGGGAAAAACAUGAUCAAAAUAUCGUUUGAUUUCUAUCUAUUUCUGUUUUAUAUCUGCUGAAUUUGUCAGGCUUAAAGGCAAGUACUUUUGAUUAACAGCAGUGGUCCUGGUACUAUUAAAAACCCCAGCACUUCUAUUAAUUAAAAAAGAAAUACAAAUCUGGCAACAUCACAGGCAUUAACUCCACACAGGUCAUUUUAAUAAUCUAAAUUCAGAAAAUCAGCUGCAGCAUCUGCACAAACUGACUCUGAAUCAGAGGUGUAUAGAAUAGCCCAAAACUUUACUCAUGCACAAGUAAAACUCCUUGUAAAAGUAAUUACUCCAGUAACAGUAAAAGUAAUAAUGUUAAUAAUUACUUGAGUGAGCGUAAUAAAGUAUCCAAUGAGAAGACUACUCGAGUAGCAAGUUAGUUGCUUCGGAUCUGAUUAAAAUGAAGGGAAAAUCCUGAAUCUCAGACUACAUGGAGAACUGUAAGUCACACCUCUCCUUAAAAACUGUCUAUUCUGUUUAUAUGAUAUAAAACCUGGGUUCAAGAUGAAGCAGCAUAUCCCAGUCCUGUGAUGGGUACAGUAACACACAACCAGGCAUUUUCAACACAAAACCUCACACAUGCCCCAAAAAACAAACAUAUUCCCAUCAGCUGACUGUCUUUAUUUUCACAACAUGUUAACAACACAAAGUUGUCAGCAUCUGCAUUUAAACAAGACAACAGAGAAUAAAAGAACAGACUAUGGAACAGAACAGAAGAGAAGUGUGUGUAGAGAGAGAGAGAGAGAGUGUGUGUGUAUGUGUGUGUAUGUGUGUGUAUGUGUGUGUAUGUAUGUGUGUGUAUGUGUGUGUAUGUGUGUGUAUGUAUGUGUGUGUAUGUGUGUGUAUGUGUGUGUAUGUGUGUGUAUGUGUGUGUAUGUGUGUGUAUGUGUGUGUAUGUGUGUGUAUGUGUGUGUAUGUGUGUGUAUGUGUGUGUCCUGCCUCUGUUGACACACUCACUUUUCCCCCUCUCCAGGACUGAGAGCCAAUAAAAAAGUGAGCAGUUGUUGCGUCCACAUUUAAACCAUUGCAGCGUAUCAUGAGACUCGCUAUCUCAUUAUGCGUGAUAUAAACUAAUUAUUAAAACUACAUAUAUUCAUUAACAUUCAACAGUAACCGAGGAACACCACCGAAUGUAGUGAAGUAAAAGAACAUUUCUGUGAUUGAAAAUUAACUUUAGUAAGAGUAUAAGUAUGGCCUAUUCUAAGUAAAUAUAUAGGUUUAUAUAUAGAGACCUCUGAACUGAAUACAAAAAACUUUCCUCAUGUAAAUAUCAACCUAUCUUUUAACUUAAGUCUCCAACUCUGAAUAUGGCCCAAAGGAAAUAAAGGCUUGUGCAGUGUUGUAAUUAUGAUGGAUAUUAGACAUACCACCAUAACUUACUAUUCAACGUUUGACACUGAUACUAUAAUGGAGGUCUUCGUCAGCUGUGAUGACAAAAUACAGACUUAUCAUGGCUUAAAAUGCAGAAUAAAUACUGUCUCGUACUUGUUCUGGCUGACUCUCACAUAUCAAAAAAGGAAUUUUUGCUAGCCUUAACAAGUAGAAUACAUGUAUAUGUAAUUAGUGAAAUGUAAAUGUUUCAUGAGACUGCUUUGAUAUUAUAACACUGCUGCAUUUGUGUUUAAACACAAAAGUACACUCUGUAUAGGAUCUCAGUCUGUGUGAAAGUGUGAAAAAGUAUAACGUGGAAAAGUCAGAAAUUUGCAUUUGUAUGUGCAAAAAUGUGUGAAUACAUAUGUCCAUAGUUGUUUGUGUGUGUGUCUGUGUGUAUGUGUGUGUGUCUGUGUGUGUGUGUGUGUGUGUCUGUGUGUGUGUGUGUGUGGUUGAAUAUAUGAGUGUGCAUUGGAAAACAAAUGCCUCAGUCUAUGACUUUUGUGUUAUAGUAGCUGUCCACACCAGUUCUGAGAGUAUUAAAGUGUUUGUUGUUGCUGGUGUGGUCGUCACUGUUCUUACUGGUUUUCUAAUCAGAGCUACCUUUCUCUGCAGUCCUGAUGACAUAUAAUCUUUUUCGUGUACCUCAGUGUACAGCCUAAGCAGUUAUCAAAUGAUCGUAAUUGUAUUAAUAUUGUCAAAAUGUCUUUUGCUUUUGUCUUUUGCUCUGGUAUAGUCAACGUGAACACAUUCAGAAGUCGAAACUCUUGUGUUUCUGCAAUAUUCACGCUGCAAUACUGAUGAGAAUAUUGUUGCACUAAGUAGAGGCAAAUACAUCUCUGUUUUAUACUGCCACUCUGUGGUGAAAUAUUUACCUUUUUUUUUUUUCAAUAGGGAAUAGUGUGAGGCCUAAAGUGCUGAUGUUUUCCUGCUUCCUCUCACAAACAUAAUGGACCAAAAUAAAAUUUAAAAAGAGCAUGGUUCUGUGCUUAAUGAGCUCUUAUAUGGUGCAGAAAACAGUCAAAAAAUAUUUUCUUGUGUUUGUAGAAAUAUCGGGCAUUUUCUGACAUUGAGCUUGUGUUGGUCUAAAUUGCAAAUUCAUGUCAGUGGCGAUUUUAUUCUAGCUUGUAUGUGGAGGACAGUCACAUAGAUUACAGUUUCUUAACUAAGUGAUUUAGUAGAUCAUAUAAUGUUUCAGCUGCGUAAUGAGUCUGCAGUUGAUUCACCGUUGGAGCUCAUAAAGUCACAGCUACCUUUACAUCAUUUGACACUGUAAUAUAACUGGGAUAUACGUUCCUUUCGCAUUUCAUUACCGCAUUUCAUUACCACAUCUGCUGGAAGCUUGAUUUCACUUUCAUUUGGUGUUGAAUGUAGAAAUGUAGAUGAUAAUUCCAUAUGUAAUAUUUCCGGUAAUACCAUGAAUAUUAGGGUUGCACAAUAACAGCUAAAAUGAUAAUCAUGAUUAGUUUGCUCAGUAUUGACAUCUCAAUUUUCAUCCAAUUUAGGAAUCAAAUGGUUUUCUUAUAGCUAACCUGAAAAUAUCUUAAAUCAGAAAAAAAGGUUUUCCUUUCACUUUGUAUAUUAGAUUUCUAUAUUCGUUAACUUGUAUAUAUUACAUUAUUUUAUGAAACAGGAAGUAAAAAAUUGAUUAAUUGAGGAAGCAAAAAAUGGAUGAUCACAAUUAAAAUAAGAUUAUCUCUGCAGCCCUAAUGAAUAUGGUAUUUGUAUUAGAGAUAUACAAGUUCAUUACAUCCACUAUGAGCCUCUGUUACAUUAAUAUCACAGCUUAGCAAGAUUCUGUUAUGUUAAUGUAUAUCCCAGCAUGUAAAGCAUAAACGGGAAUGAUUAUGAGCCAGUUGUGCAAUACACUUUUAAUAAUAUAUUUAUGUGCUGUGUUCUCUUUAUGUCUUUUCAAUUCUGUCACAUUUUACUUUUCAAUAUUGUAAUCGUAAUGCUCCCCAAACAAAGAUGUGUUAUUUUUGGUACAUAGAUGAAUAAAAUUGUGGGUGUCUACUGAA
Messenger RNA from Ictalurus punctatus (channel catfish), 5641 nucleotides. RefSeq names its product hippocalcin like 4 (gene hpcal4). Gene Ontology annotation, molecular function: calcium ion binding. The coding region runs from base 191 to 766 and encodes 191 amino acids. The record is from RefSeq and is a predicted model, not a curated record. The transcript is spliced from 4 exons. Lineage: Eukaryota; Metazoa; Chordata; Actinopteri; Siluriformes; Ictaluridae.